CUUAGAGCCGACUCGUUCACGAACGAGCCAUCACUACCACACAUCCAGUGCUAAGCACAAGUGAGAUAGGGCUCUGCUUCGUUCAUCACAGGCUCGCACACCCUGUCAUCUCCAGCCAUUCAUUCUGCCCUCCCUCGCUUCGGCGCACGCUGCAUUCCUCUGGUAGCUUUUGGAUAGCGCAUAGCGAUGUUUCUCUGCAGAACGGCCUGGCAAAGAUGUGGGCAUUUGGCAAGGAAGUCAGCCUACCAGUUAUCUAGAGAUGUACUGCCACGGCGACAGAUGUCGUCGCUCCCCGGUGGUACUGGUGAUAACAUCAUCUAUGCCCUGCUGUGUGGUGGGGCCUUCGUUGGAGCUGUCGCCUAUACGUACAGCACUGUGACCACAGACCACGCCAGAUUCACCGACCGUGUAGCGGAUAUCAACGCUCGUCCCAAGACCGAGUGGGUUCCCAAACCAUGGCCCCCCAAGAGCAGGGAUGAGGAAGAGGAGGGUGAGGAAGCAGUAGCCGAUGGAGAGGAGGAAGCAGAGGAGGCGGCGGCUGGAGAGGAGCCUGCAGCUGAAGAGGCUGUAGAGGCGGAAAACGUAGCAGAACUUGCUGAAGAGACCGAGGCAGUCUCUGAAGAACCUGCUGUGGAGGCAGCAGUAGAGGAAGUGGCUGUAGUAGAAGCAGAGACUGUGGUGGAGGAGGUCGCAGAGGCUGUCGCCGAGGCUGCUGAAGAGGUCGUUGAGGUGGCCAUGGAAGUAGAGGCGGCAGCAGAGGAAGUGGUCAUAGUGGCCGAGGCCAUGGAGGAUGCUGCAGAGGCCAUUGCCGUGCCCGCCUUCCCCGAGGAAGCAGUUGCUGUGGUAGAGCCAGAGAGCAAUGGGCAAGCGACGGCUGCUUAGGAUACAGAUGCUGUUGAACCAACUGACAGUAAGCACUUGGAGCCCCUGGAUGAUAUAUCUACUCUGAGGAAGACAAGGGAUGUGCCUUCCCCCACACUUGAACCCUUCAACACGCUUUGACCCCUGACAUUCUACCCUUGAUUUUUAUCUGUAGUAUAAAACUUUUCUCCCUGUCUUGCAUCGGCGAAUUGUCUGUGUAUAUGUUCAGAUAAUGCUUGCUUUAUGGAAACAAACAUCUGAUAUAUUAUUCUAAUGUACUCCACCUGUUCCAAGAAGAGGUACAUCUUCCUCUUGUAUCACAUUGGAGACGUUUAGAAAUGGUCCAUCUAUGUAGGCUUCACAACCGAACCUAGUACAAUGUAGUACAUAGUACAAUGUAGUACAUAGUACAAUGCAUUACUCUUCUCACCUUUUUAGAUGCGCACAGUCACAAAACAACUGUGAGUUUACUACUGGUUCAUCUGCACAACCUUUGAACGGAGACUGUCUUUCUCUCAAUGGGAGUUAUAUUUUCUUAGUAUUCAGUAUGGUUGCAGCUGUGAAGGCUAAGGAUACUCUCACAGCAUAGUAUGUCAUAGUUUACUUCACCCAAGAAACCUCACACUAGACUCACUCCAAUGGUGUCUUCUGAUUCUCACCAUCCAAGGCAAUACUACACAUCCGAUGCUCAGCCAGCAAUUGCCUCAUGGCCGAGUAGGAAUGUGACCAGCAUUUUUCAACUAUCCUCAUGUUUUAACUCUUUGGGCUGAUUCCAAUGUGCUUUUGGAAAUCAAAUCAAAUCAAAAAAUCACUCUAUUUCUGAGUCACUGACUUGUUUUUGGGAGACCAGAUCAAUUAGGCUACCUUACCAGCUCAGUAUUCCUCCAGCUUGUGAUCCACAGACCUUUUUAUUAAUGCAGUAUUACAGUUGAACAAACCUUUGCAGUUGCAUGCCAGACAUGUGAUUCAUAUUGGGAAAAGAGCAUGACAACGAAUCAGUCAGGUUUUUACAGUCGGUGAUGUCUCUUCAAGCUAGACUCCAUUGCGUAGUCCAUGAUGUCGCUCUUCAAGAUUUCAUAAGGCAGACAUUUUCAUCUCUCUUUUAACUUUCUCCCUCCCCCUCUGUUGUAGAGCCUUUCUGUUCGAUAGUCCAUUUAUUUAUGUGACCCACUAUAGCUUAUUGUGGUGAAAAGCUGUAUCUGAAAUAGGAAACGCCAUGAUUUGAGUGUAUAGCAUGUUUUCCUAGGCUGGUAUAAACAGUUGUGUUGUGCUUGUUUUUUUUUUACUCUGCAGUCAGGCUUGUGUGGUGGCAUACAUUCAGCUUUUCAAAUUAGAUGAUUUACUAGUUAGUUUAGAUUCCUAAAUACAUGUUCGUAACUUUGUCAGAACCAGUUAAAAUAAUCUGCAGGCCCUACAAGGCUUUCACUGUAGACAUACUCUACAUAUUUGUUGUAGGACUAGUUCUCUUCUCACUUUCCUCACAAAUUUUAUUUUUGAUAUGUUAGGCAUAUUUGAAACGGUACCGAGACCGUUGAUAAGUGAAUGUAGGAUCAUUCCUAAUUAAGGAAUGGGAUAAUUCGGGGUGUAUGUCCUAAUGUUUGCAGGCAGGUUUUGAAUGGGCUAUAUAGUGGAUGGCUUCACGCUGUGCAUCUGGCCUAGCAUGGGCUACAAACUGUGACUAUUUGAAACAUUUCUGUUUUUCUGAAAUAAAGGAAUAUUUCAGUUUUGUC
Messenger RNA from Oncorhynchus tshawytscha (Chinook salmon), 2591 nucleotides. It is a transcript of the gene mgarpa, whose product is annotated as mitochondria localized glutamic acid rich protein a. The coding region runs from base 187 to 882 and encodes 231 amino acids. The record is from RefSeq and is a predicted model, not a curated record. The transcript is spliced from 7 exons. Gene Ontology annotation, cellular component: mitochondrion. NCBI's taxonomy places the organism in Eukaryota, Metazoa, Chordata, Actinopteri, Salmoniformes, Salmonidae. Gene Ontology annotation, biological process: anterograde axonal transport.